CCUCUUAUUAUUCAUAGCAUUACGUCUUUGAUCAUCAUCCUUUUCUCAUUUUGACAAAGCCAAUGGAAAGAAAGAGGAGGUGGGGCUAACUGCAUAUAUAUAUAUAUAUACAUAGAUGGACAUGUAUACAUCCACAUAUCCACACAUCCACAAACUCAGAAAGGAUUACAACAGAAGAGAAAACUAACUAACUGGGAUUCGAGUUGAUUCCUUUUUCUUUUGGGUUUUUUUCUACCAAUUCUUUUAUUCUACCCACUUCAUUUCCAAAGAGAAGAAAAGCCAGGGGUGACAAAUAAGGAGAUAUAGCUAUAUAGAUAUAUUUUCUUGGUACUUUCUAAGAUCUGGAAGCAAGAAACAAAAAGCAACCGGGCAAUUCGUUUGCAUCCCGCAGAAAACUCAAGUCAGCUGCAAGGAAGGGAGGAAAAAAUUUUGGCAGCUCAGAAAAAAUAAAAUAAAAGGAGAAAUAUCAUAUCUGUCAAAGCCCAUUUUUUUUCCCUCCGAUUAUUUCUCUCGGCGACUUAAAAAAGAAAAAAGAAAAAAAAGCAGAGCGGAAUCUCUUUUCAUUUGAUCUGAUUUUUUUUUCUCUCCCUCCUCUCCCACUCAGUUAAGUUUUUAUCAACUUCAGAGUUGCAAGCUGCAAAAAGAGACGGAGGAAUUCGGUGUCCUUGUUCGUUUUUUUAAAAUUAGUUUUGCAUUUUGUCCCUGGGGGAAACGUUACAUGAUCGGCUGCCUUUUUUAGCUGCUGGGUGUAGGGGAUUUUUUUUUUAAAAAAAAAUUAUCCUUGGUUUUCUCCGAUAAGGGAGAGAAAUUUUGGGGAUUACCCCUCCUUUUCUUCUUAAAUUGACUGUACCCUCCCAAAAAAAAAAUUAUCAAUGUUUCUCCUGCUGAUCAUCGUCUGUUUUAACCUGGCUUGCUCGGCAACCCAAAGGGGUCCUUCAAGCAGAUACGAUGAAAUAAUAGUUUAUCCUGAAAAAUUGAAUGUCACGUCAGUUUUGGGGGGCCCAGACCCAUCCGGCAUGCUUGAGAAUGAAAAUUCCCUCGAUUACAACAUGGAUUUGGACCGACAUCUGUCGUUUCGGCUGCAGAUGUAUGGAGAAGAACUGGUCCUCAAUUUAGAGAAAGACCCUAGCUUUUUCUCCAAGGACUUGACCGUCCAAUAUUUGGGCAGAUUGAAGCUAGUGGUAGACACUCGAACCGAACGGGGCAACUACUACACCGGGACAAUCAAUUCAGAUCCGGAAUCGAUCGUGGCAAUCAACUUUGAUGGGACCUCUUUGAUUGGGGUGCUGCAAUAUCGGGGCACCGAAUACCACAUCCAGCCUCUGAAAGGGGGAACCCUGAACCAGGCAGGAGAAACCGAGGCCCACGUGGUGAGGAAGAAGAUGUUGGACAAAGGGGAUGAGCCAAUGUGUGGGGUCGGUGCGCAGGCGCCGGAAGGCGCGCCCAGCGAAGAAGGAAAGCUGUGGGAGAAGAUGGGCGCAUCUCCCAGGAGAACCAAGCGCUUUGCUUCCAUCCCACGCUACGUGGAAACCCUGGUCGUGGCCGACGAAGAAAUGAUGCGCUUUCACGGCGCAGGACUCAAGCCGUACCUGCUCACCAUCAUGGCGGCCGCCGCCAAGUUCUUCCGCCAUCCGAGCGUCCGGAACCCCGUCAAUUUGGUGGUGACCAGGCUGGUGGUGAUCGGAGAAGCCAAGGACGGGCUGAGGGUCACCUCGAACGCGGCCGAGACCCUCCGCAAUUUUUGCGCCUGGCAGAAAGGGCUGAACAAAGCCAGCGACAAAGACCCCGAGCAUUUCGACACGGCCAUUCUCUUCACCAGACAGGAUCUCUGCGGACGCUCCAGCUGUGGUACCCUGGGCAUGGCAGAUGUGGGCACCGUCUGUGAUCCGGCCCGCAGUUGUUCCAUAGUCGAGGAUGAUGGGCUCCAGUCAGCGUUCACCGCGGCCCAUGAAUUGGGUCACGUCUUCAAUAUGUUGCACGACGACGACAAACAUUGCAAGGAACUGAACCGUCAUAGCAACACCCGCCACAUGAUGGCCUCCGUCAUGUCUCCGGUCAAUCCUGACGAGAUGUGGUCCCCGUGUAGCGGCCGUUUUAUUACCGAUUUCUUGGAUAAUGGCCACGGGUCCUGCCUCUUAGACAAACCCCACGAACCCCUGAAGCUGCCCGCCGUCUUCCCCGGCAACAAUUACAACGUGGACCAGCAAUGCCAGCUGAGCUUCGGCACCGAAUCCCGCCACUGCCCCAACAUGCACCCGCCCUGCUCCUCCCUCUGGUGCACCGGCCAGAUCAACGGGCAGUUCAUGUGCCAGACCAAGUAUUUCCCCUGGGCCGACGGGACGCCCUGCGGGGAAGGGAAGAGCUGCAUGAGCGGGGAAUGCAUCAGCCACACGCAGCUGAAGGCCUACAAUAUUCCCACCAACGGAGGUUGGGGCCCCUGGGGGCCGUGGGGCGACUGUUCCCGCACUUGUGGCGGUGGGGUUCAGUACUCAACCCGCGAAUGCAACAAACCGGUUCCCCGGAACGGCGGCAAGUACUGCGAGGGGAAGCGGACUCAAUUCCGUUCUUGCAACGUGCAGGAAUGCCCGGAUGGAAACGCUCUGACUUUCCGCGAGCAGCAGUGCGCCGCGUACAACCACCGAACGGACAUGUUCAAAGAUUAUCCAUCGCCCAUGGAUUGGGUGCCACGUUACAGCGGCGUGGCCAAGCGUGAUCAAUGCAAGCUGACAUGCCAGUCCCAUGCCUUGGGUUACUAUUACGUGCUGGAGCCAAGGGUGGCCGAUGGGACGCCCUGCUCGCCGGACUCUACCUCGGUCUGUGUCCAGGGACGCUGUGUCCACGCCGGCUGCGACCGCGUCAUCGGGUCCAAGAAGAAGUUUGACAAAUGCAUGGUGUGCGGCGGAGACAACUCGCGAUGCACCAAAGUCUAUCGGUCUUUCACCAAGCCUCAGUACGGCUACAACGACGUGGUUACCAUCCCUGCCGGAGCCACUAGCAUUCUAAUCCGUCAGAUCAGCAGCUCGGCCUCAUCCAGUGACGGCAUCUACCUGGCCCUCCGCCGGCAGGACGGUUCCUACGCCCUGAAUGGCAAUUACAUCUUGAUCCCCUCCGAACAGGACAUCCACCUUCGGGGCGGCGUCACUUUGCGCUACACAGGGGCCACCAAACCCAUGGAAAUGAUCACCGGCCCGGGACCGUUGAAAGAGCCGCUCACCGUGCAAGCGUUGGUGGUGUCCGAUCAGAAGACCCCUCGUCUUAAAUACACCUUCUUCCUCCCCAAGCCUGCGAAACGCCUCUCCAACCAGUGGCUGAAGCAGAAAGCCCGAAUUUUGGAGGUGCUACAGAAUCGGCGAGGACGCAAAUAGGGCCUCUUGGCCCUAGGAUGUGGGGCAGGGGUCUCAAACUCUUCCCGUCCCCCUCUUCCCACUUUGGAGGAGGCUGGGAGCUCACGUGGAGAGGUUCUCCCCUUGCCUGUCUUUGCAAAGAGACCCCCGUUGCUUGGGACCCAGGGCCGAAAGACUCAAAUUGUUCGGCAAAGGCUGGUAUCGGGGAGGGGUCUUUUCUGUUUCUCGGCUUGCCACAGACAAUGGGCUUGGACGUUAAGCGAAGCAGGAGUCAGAUCUGGGACCAGGGAGAGGGGAGGAAAGGCAAGAAAGCAGCCAGGAACGGCCACGACGGGGCUAAAUUUAGCACUGGUUUGUUAGAUUCAAUUAAUUCUCUCCGGGGAGAUUUGGGAGGAGAAUGUAGAAAGAACGGAGGAAAAAGACGGACGAGAUAGUCAAAAAGAAGGAAAACAAAAGGCCUCUUUGGGACUCGGUGGGAACAGAAAUAUGGAGAAGCCGAAGAAAACGGAGACCGAGUUUGCAAAGUCGGAUCCGAGCUUUGUUGUGGCUCAAUUCUGUAACCGCGGCUGGACUUUUGGAGGGUUCGCAUCCGGCCGUACCUGUAGUAUAUUUAUUAUUUCAUCUAUUUAUUUUGUCCUUUUUGGGGGAAAGCCAAGAGGAGUCGGGGAAAGGGGAAGAUAGGGGAUCGGCCACGCCCCCUUUUGAGACUCAAGCAGGCGGCCUCGCGGUUCCUCCGCUCGGUAGUCCUCGACUUACGACCGCGCAACCUGCGCGGGUAAGCAACGUCCAAGGAAUUUUACAUCUUGGUUUUUACGGUCUUUUCGGCCACGGCGGUUAAAGCAGAUCCCUGCAGUUCUUAAGUGAAUCUGGUCAUUAAGCGAUUCCGGCUUCCCGCAUGGAAUUUUGCUCGUGGGAGGGUCGAAAAAUGGCGAUCGUGUCACACACUCUCGGGAUGCCACAACCAUCGUAAAUACACACCGGUUGCCAAAAGCGCCCAAAUUUCGACCGUGGGGAUGCUGCCCUCAGGGGAAGCACCAGGACUGGUCGGUUAGAAGUCACUUCUUCUUCAGUGAUGUUAGGACUUGGACCCCGUCGUUAAACGAACGGUCGUAAGUCGAGGACUGCCUGUAUUGUACGCCCACCGGUUUCUUGGGACGGCCAGGAAAGACGUGUCCCAUCUACUGUGUCUACCUCAUUCUUGGAGAGCUUCCUCCUCAGUUAAUGUCUUCUCCUGCUUCUACGAAUGUUCUUCUGCCCUUGGUUGGCGGGAACCCAUCUCUUCAACGUCCAACCUUCAUCUAACUUCACCAGAGAAAUUGCAGACCUGGGGUAGGACAACCUACCUCAUCCCAUUCCAUCCCUUCUGAGGAGCGAGGGUUUCAAUCACGCUGCUAAGGUCCUUCCAACCCUACCCUCUUUCUAGCUCUGGUUUCUCAACCUUGAUCCCUUGGACUUCAAGUCAUCUCACUUCAAGACUUCGCCUCCCAGAAUUCCCCGGCCAACCCAGAGUCCUCUUCUGGGUCUCAUAACCAGCUGGGCCUGGUUGACUUGGGAGUCAACCCUGGAGAUCCAACUUGGUGGAACUCGAUCCUGGGUCUACCUUGUUGACGUCCUCCAGGGAAAGUUUGGGGAGUUGGAAGUCCAUCCUUUUUCCAAGACGGUCAAGGUUGAGGAACGUGGCUCCAGAAGAGAGUCUUUUCACACCAUUGACCCAAAGGGUUGGGCCCUUGAAGGACCUCCAAAUUGUGGGGGGGUGAGAGGAACCAAAGCGAUGGAACAUCUGGAGAUGAUGACCUCGGAGUAAUCAGCUUUGCAGGCCAAUGUCCUCCUUUGCUCACAUUAGAAGAGAAGAAAGGUGGAAGUAGAGGGGGAAUUCUGGGAGUUGAAGUCCACACGUCAACCUUGGCAGCUAACCCUGCCCCUAGGUUGUCUACCUAUUUCUCACCUCCUUCUCCAGGCGGUUGUCCUACCUAAACAUCAGCCUGAACUUCUUCCUAUGCUCCUCAUAGCACCUUUCCAAGUUCUUCUCUUUUGCGAACCGCUCUUCAGCCUGGCUUGAUCUUCUCAUGGGGGGGGGUCCCCCCAUCCUGGAGAAUCUCCCCCAAAUUUCCCCCUGGAGGGGUGGAUCUAUUUAAACCCUCUGUAGAACCAGAGGGGAUCUCUUUUGAUGCAACCCCACCCCACUCCAAGUUUCUCCUGUGGCCAAAGGGAUCGCUGACCGAAGUUAAUUUAAUUAAGUUAUAAUUUAACGGGCAGCAGCUGUAGCCCAGGUUUGUCCUGAACCCCGAGGCGAGUCCCCCGGGCCAGGAAGCGAGGGCCUGGGUAUCUGUUGGGUUAAUAAGCAUUAUGUUAAUAUUAUUAAUUAUGGUUCAUUAAUGGUUUGUUUUUCCGAAAAGCAAUAAAAAAGCUGUUUUAUUUAUUUAAGGCUAUUUAUAAAGUCGCUCCUGGUGCUUGCAUGGUUCUUUAUGGGGAUGAAACCCAGGCUGAGGCAGCGGGAGGGGGUGGAAAAGUCAGUUGGUCUGCUGACUGGGGAAUUCUGGGAGUUGAAGUCCACUCAUCUUAAAGCAGGCUGGCGGAGGAAUCCUGGGAGGUGAAGUCCACACACCUUAACACACUGGGAAUUCUGGGAUUUGAAGUCCACCCAUCUUAACACACUGGGAAUUCUGGGACUUGAGGUCCACCCAUCUUAAAGCAGGCUGACUGGGGAAUUCUGGGAGUUGAACGCCACGUCUUAACACACUGGGAAUUCUGGGAUUUGAAGUCCACACACCUUAACACACUUGGAAUUCUGGGAUUUGAAGUCCACCCAUUUUAAAAGCUGACUGGGGAAUUCUGGGAGUUGAACGCCACACGCCUUAACAUACUGGGAAUUCUGGGAGUUGAAGUCCACUCAUCUUAAAGCAGGCUGGCGGAGGAAUCCUGGGAGUUGAACGCGACAGGCCUUAAUACACUGGGAAUUCUGGGAUUUGAAGUCCAUCCACCUUAACACACUGGGAAUUCUGGGACUUGAGGUCCACCCAUCUUAAAGCAGGCUGACUGGGGAAUUCUGGGAGUUGAACGCCACGUCUUAACACACUG
Molecule: messenger RNA, 6422 nt
Organism: Ahaetulla prasina
Lineage: Eukaryota; Metazoa; Chordata; Lepidosauria; Squamata; Colubridae
Gene: ADAMTS4
Product: ADAM metallopeptidase with thrombospondin type 1 motif 4
Exons: 9
Coding region: 873-3365 (830 amino acids)
Biological process (GO): extracellular matrix organization; proteolysis
Cellular component (GO): extracellular matrix
Molecular function (GO): metalloendopeptidase activity
Source: RefSeq, a predicted model, not a curated record